Nannospalax galili (Upper Galilee mountains blind mole rat) is the source of this 1332-nucleotide messenger RNA. RefSeq names its product Rh blood group CcEe antigens (gene Rhce). Gene Ontology annotation, cellular component: plasma membrane. The coding region runs from base 9 to 1280 and encodes 423 amino acids. The record is from RefSeq and is a predicted model, not a curated record. Gene Ontology annotation, biological process: ammonium homeostasis; ammonium transmembrane transport. Lineage: Eukaryota; Metazoa; Chordata; Mammalia; Rodentia; Spalacidae. The transcript has 9 exons. Gene Ontology annotation, molecular function: ammonium channel activity.
GACUCGAGAUGGGCUCCAAGUACCCACAGUCUGUCCGCUUCUGCCUGCCCCUGUGGGCCCUGGCACUGCAGGCCACUUUCACACUCCUCUUUACCUUCUUCAUCUCCUACGAUACACCCUCAGUGGAUCAGAAGUUCAUGGAAACAUAUCAAGUUCUCCAGGAUUUGACCCUUAUGGCAGCUCUGGGUUUUGGCUUCCUUUCCUCAACUUUUCGGAGACACGGCUGGAGCAGCGUGGCCUUCAGCCUCUUCAUGCUGGCCCUCGGGGUACAGGGGACAAUCCUGCUAGACCACGUCCUGCGCCAGCCCUUCCACUGGAAUGUGGCCAUCAAUCUGUCCAGUGUCCGGGUUGCCACCCUGAGCACCAUGCCGGUGCUCAUCUCUGCAGGUGCCGUCCUGGGGAAGGUCAACUUGGUGCAGCUGGCAGUGAUGGUACUGGUGGAGGUGACGGCUUUCGGCACCACCAGGCUUGUUGACAAGCUGAUCUUCCAUGUUCACAUCCACAAUGCAGUACUGGCAGGAGGCGUGGCUGUGGGUGCUUCCUGUCACCUGAUUAGUUCUCCUUGGAUCGCCAUGGUACUGGGCCUCAUGGCUGGGUUGAUCUCCAUCGGGGGAGCCAAGUGCCUGCCGGUGUGUUUGAAACAAACGCUGACGAGUCAAGUCCCCAGUGGGGUGCACUACACCUUCGGCUUUCCGGGUCUGCUGGGAGCAGCCACCUACAUUCUGCUGACGGCCACACAGAACAUCUACCCGAUGCUCAUGGUCAGCAGCCAGAUAUUCAGUGACACUGGGGCUCUGAGCUUUGCUAUGGCCAUGGGGAUGAUAUCUGGUCUUGUGACAGGUUUGCUCCUAAAUGUCAAAAUAUGGAAAGCGCCUCACGCAGCCAAAUAUUUUGAUGAUCAAACUUUCUGGGAGGCUCACCCCAGGCAGCCGCUGAACUCUCCUGUGACUGAGGCUUUCUGUACUUUUGCCUGGCUGGAAUCACACAGCCCCACUCUUCUUGGGCCUCCUCUACUCCACAGUUAUUCUGAGAAUCAACCAUGCUGUCUGUACUCUGUGGCCCGCCUCAUCUUGUGCCAGCUUCUCUGCACAGCAAUGGGUUUUUGGCGUCCACAGCCAGUCUCUCCCAGUCCCCUGCAAGUGUUCGUACCCCUCUAUCAGCAGCUGGGGGAGUCAGUGAAGGAAUUAGAAAGUUCCCUCACUUGGCUACUGGAUUUUAAGCAAAAGCACCUGGGAAUGAAGUGGAGCGUGGAAAGAAACCUCCAUGGUCUCCUCUCGUGAUGUAAGCGCAUUACAGCACUGUUCCUAUGUAAAUCUGGUAUUAAAAGGCUGA